AUGUCGAAACCAAUCUGGGAGACAAACUUCACCUCAACGUACCACCAAAAAUCCUACCCCUCGAUCUCACCAUCCCGCCCCGAGCUGUCCGCCGCCGGGAAGACAGUCUUCGUCAGCGGCGGCGCCCGCGGCCUCGGCAUCGGCAUCGUCGAGGCCUUCGCGACGGCAGGAGCAGCGCACAUCAUCAUCCUGGGCCGCAGCACCGCGACCCUGCAGGAGGUCGCGGAGCGCACGGGGGCCGCCUACCCCUCGACCAAGAUCUCCACCGUCUCGGGCGACGUGUCCCGCGAGGAGGACGUCGCGCGCGCCUUCGCCGGCGCAGGCGGCCCCGUGGACGUCGUCGUCGCCAACGCGGGCUACCUGCCGGCCGUGGGGCCCAUCGCCGCCAGCGCCGGCGGGGAGGGCCGCGCCGGCGACUUCACCGAGGACUGGUGGAGGGCCUGGGAGGUCAACGUGAAGGGGCUGUUCCUGCUCGCGCGCCAGUUCCUCGCCUCCGCGCGCCCCGGUGGUGUCUUUGUCAACAUCUCGGCCGGCGCUGCCCACAUCAACCCCACGCUGCAAGGGUUCUCCGGGUACUCUGGGAGCAAGAUUGGUGCGGCGCGCGUGGUCGAGACGCUCCAGCUUGAGAACCCCGGGCUCCGCUUCUACAACGUCCACCCUGGGGUUGUUGAGUCGGACAUGCUGACCAAGUCUGGGCUUGGGGCACUGGGCGUGCCUGUUGAUGAGCCUGACCUGGCCGGGCACUUUGUCAAUUGGGUAGCGAGCGCCGAGGGUGAGUUCUUGAGAGGUAAGUACUUGUGGGUGAACUGGGACGUUGACGAACUCAAGGCGAGGAAGGAGGAGCUUCGUGCACCGAGAAAACUGGUCACUGGUCUUGUCGGCUGGGCUUGA
This is a messenger RNA of Diaporthe citri, 891 nucleotides long. RefSeq lists its product as uncharacterized. Gene Ontology annotation, molecular function: oxidoreductase activity, acting on NAD(P)H, oxygen as acceptor. Gene Ontology annotation, cellular component: intracellular anatomical structure. The coding region runs from base 1 to 891 and encodes 296 amino acids. Lineage: Eukaryota; Fungi; Ascomycota; Sordariomycetes; Diaporthales; Diaporthaceae. The record is from RefSeq and is a predicted model, not a curated record. The transcript has 2 exons.